Alligator sinensis (Chinese alligator) is the source of this 2497-nucleotide messenger RNA. RefSeq names its product interferon-induced protein with tetratricopeptide repeats 2-like. Gene Ontology annotation, molecular function: protein binding. The coding region runs from base 136 to 1695 and encodes 519 amino acids. The record is from RefSeq and is a predicted model, not a curated record. Gene Ontology annotation, biological process: defense response to virus. NCBI's taxonomy places the organism in Eukaryota, Metazoa, Chordata, Crocodylia, Alligatoridae. The transcript is spliced from 3 exons. Gene Ontology annotation, cellular component: cytosol.
UGAAUGUCAAGUCUUUUAAUGUAUGGUUAGACUCGUGAAUAAAGUCCCGACGCCUCUCGCAGCCGAGCCUGCGGGCUUCGCCUCAUCAGCCUCUGGAUACAAAAAGACCGUGGAGUAAAUAUAGACCUUGGGUUUAUGACACGGAGUAACCUGCCGGAGUCCUGGCUCCCCAGGGCCCGCUCCGCUGCUUGCCGGCUGCAUUCGCGCCCCUUCCCCCCUGCCCCCCUCUCUCGCCCACUGGCGCCUCGAUGUACACUUUGGCUGCCUGCCUGCCUCGCACGCGCGCCAGCCUCUGGCCUCUCUCCUUCCCCCUCCGUCCAGGAAGGGCGCGCGCCAGCUGCGGAUGCUUCCUCAGCCUGGCGAAGGGACUGGGAUGGUCUGCGGGACAGGCUGCAGGCUCUGCAGUGCCACUUUACCUGGGACCUGGAUGCCCCUGGACAGCUCGAACCUGAGCACAUCCUGUUGCGGCUGGCCGUGGAGAUCCAGCACACGCCCCACAACAACCAGGCCACGCUCCUGGCCCUGCGGGCGUUCCUCUGCCAGAGGCUGGGCCACUACCCAGAUGCCCUGCAGAGCCUCCGGGAUGCUGAAGAGCAGCUGAGACAGGAUUUCCCAGACGGGUCCCCUGCGCGGGCCCUGCUGAUCUAUGGCAACUAUGCCUGGGUGCACUACCACAUGGGCUCCCUCGAUGAGGCCACGUGCUACCUGGAGCGCACGCAGGCGGCCCCCCUAGCCCCUCUGAGCACAGCUCUGACUGCCGAGAUCUCCGCCCAGAAAGGCUGGUCUCUCCUGGCUGUUGGAUUUCGCCAUGGGGAGCAGGCCAGGCAGUGCUUCAAAGAGGCCCUAGCGCAGGACCCAGGCAGCAAGGAGCUCCGCGCUGGGCUGGCCUUGGCCAUCUAUGCUGCUUGGAUCCACUGCCGAGAUCCUGAGCUGAAGAUGGAAGCGACAAGACAGAUGGAAGAGGUUGUGCAGCAGCAGCCAGAGAACCACAGGGCCAAGGUGCAUUUGUCCAGGCUGGUUCAAGAGCAGGAUCAGCAGAGGGCAGAGGCGCUGAUUGCAGAGGCUGUGGAGAGCAGCUCUGACCCUGAAGUCAUUCGUCUGGCAUCCUUCUACUUCCUGAAAAAAAAUGCAGAGCGGUCCACAGAGCUGCUGAAAGAAGCAAUUUCUCUGGACCCUGAUUACCACCUCCUCUACCACACCUUGGCCAGGUCUUACCGGGAGCAAUGGAAGACAGCAGAGGGGCAGAGGAAGGAGGAGCUGCUGCAGGCUGCGAUCGAGGCCCUGGAGAAAGAAGUCACUCUCUAUUCAGGUGGUGUGCUCUCCAGGCUGCAGCUGGCCGAGCUGUAUGGAGAGAGAGAUCCGUGGCGGGAGGAGCAGAUGUACCUGAAGCUGGAGCAGGAGGCACCCGGGUUUAGUCUGCAGUGCCGCCAGGCCCUGUGCCUAUACUUCGGGAGGUUCCUCAUUUACAAGAGGAGGGACCUGGAGGAAGCAGCCAAAAAGCUGCAGGCUGGCUACACCAUCCCCAUCGAGACGCAGGAGAGGCGGGAAUGCCGCUGGCGCCUGGAGAUAAUAGUUCACAAGCUCCAACGGUUUAACCAGCAUGAGAAGGCAGUGGCCAUCACCCACUUCCUGCAGGAGGCUGACGGUGGGAAGCUGGCUGAGGGGGUCGGCGCUGCGGGGCAGGGGCACGAGUGAUGGGAGACACUGGUCCUGCCAGCAUUUGCAACAGGAAAUGCUCUCCAUCCCUCCGGUUUCAGACUUUCUAGACCUCCAGCAACCUUUUCUGCCGUCUGCUGGACGCUCUCCAAUUCCUCCAUAUCCUCUUUGAAUCGCUGUGUCUGGGACCAGGCACAGUCCUCCCCAGCGUGGAGCAGGUGGGAGUCAUGUCUGGGGACCUGCCGGACACAAUCGCAGUAACACGCCCUGGGAUGCUCUGCAUUUUCUUGCACAAAUACUGCCCUGCUGACACAUGCUGGACUGCAUUUCACUCUCAUUGCCCUGGACUUUUUGCCCAGUUGGUCACACCCCAUUCCUCUGUCUACACCUCAUGCUCUAUCCUGAGUGCAACGUUGGGCUUGUGUCCUUUCUAAUUGCCUCCCCUUUUUUCAGUCCUUGACCCCAAUCGAUCCAGGCGAUUCUGAAUCUUAGUGCUAUCACAUAAAGUGUCUGCUGACCCGCUCCACUUGAUGCCAUCAGCCCACUGAAUAAAAGCAGUGCAGGUCCAUCUCCCAGGUGUUAAUGCACUCCUGGAGGUGGAACAGGUCACGGAGCCGGGUGCUGGGGUUGUGCUCUGAGUUUAGGGGUGGAAUGGAGGAUGUCUGCGGAAGAGGCUGGGCCACAGAGGGGCAAAUAGCAAUGACAGUACAUGCCUGCCUGCUCUGGCAUCACCCAUGUAGUGCGCAGGUUUGUUAUUACCCUGAAAUAGAAUAGUUUUCUGAUAGCAUACUGUUAGGUUUACAAUAAUUUAGAUUAUUAAAAAGUAUUAGCUUUACAGCUG